Aspergillus sclerotioniger CBS 115572 is the source of this 903-nucleotide messenger RNA. RefSeq lists its product as uncharacterized. The transcript is spliced from 2 exons. The record is from RefSeq and is a predicted model, not a curated record. Lineage: Eukaryota; Fungi; Ascomycota; Eurotiomycetes; Eurotiales; Aspergillaceae. The coding region runs from base 1 to 903 and encodes 300 amino acids.
AUGAUAGUACUCGGCUACAAUUACACCUUUUAUGGCAACUCCCGGCAUCGUAUUGCGUUAUCAUACACCCUGGCUUCGGAAGUGAGCGGCAUACUCCGACACCAUGAAAUUCCCUGCAUGUUGAUUGGAGACCUCCUGUUCAGGGUGCUAGGGUACAAAGGAUCCAAUAAACACCUAGACUUGGCAGUCGAAGAUUUUCACUUGGAACAAGCAAUCGCUAUUCUUAGAGACAACGGCUAUGAUGACAGCUUUCACCAAAAGUGCACCACCAUCGAUGAGGAGCGCCAAAAACAGUAUGAGGCCCAUAUGAAGCCCGCCCAUUGGUUCCAUCUUUACGACCGCACCCCGGUGCAUUCUUAUCGACUUACCGGGCACGACUUUUCUAUUCCUUUGCAGAGUACGGCCAAAGAACACGUCGAUCUCCGUCUCUAUCGGAUGUCAGAAUACUUCUGGGUUCUUCCAAACAUUCCAUUGGCGGUUGAUUGGGUGCCGAACGACCGGAAUUACAUACAGACAGAUGACCCGAGACUGCCGGUCAGAGCCCCUCACAAGGAGCCGGAUUUCGGUGCUUUUCCACCACAUAUCCCUGCCGUCAUAAUGCCCAGUCCAGCUCGAGUCAUCGAAGCUAUUAUCUGGCUGAAAGCGCGGGAUUCCAAACUUUGUUGUCGCGGAAGGUGUUGGAACCUAAUGUUUGCCUAUGUGAUGUACAUUGGUAGGAAGGCUAAUUACGUCGAUAUUCCUCCUCCAAUAUCCGGACCAUUGUAUGAUAUUGAUGCUUUCGAACAGGUGUUUCAUGAAUGGUGGAGAUCUGAGAUGGAAUCUCAGUGCAUGCGCUCCGUCGAUCUUCUCAGGGAGCUGGAGACAGUUCUGCAGCGCUAUACCCCAGGAAAUGGUUCAAAAUGA